Molecule: messenger RNA, 1206 nt
Organism: Aspergillus calidoustus
Lineage: Eukaryota; Fungi; Ascomycota; Eurotiomycetes; Eurotiales; Aspergillaceae
Source: the annotation of a GenBank genome assembly
AUGAACACAACAGACAUAGAGCGAUGCAGGAAACGAAUAAUUCAGUACCUAUGGGACCCAGAACCAAAAAAUGACGAAGACCCGGGCUCUCCCAUAUGGUGUCUCGGGACAUGCUAUGCACCACCUCAGCACAAUGGCACUGUCGACGAUCAGACAGCGCACGAUGAUGGGCGUUUUCCGACCACGGCGAGCGUGAACCAAAACGAGUGGCCAGAGGCGUUCCUCUCAGACUUCGAAUCCAAGAUAUGGAUGACGUACCGGUCAAACUUCACACCGAUACCCAAGGAUCCCACACGGGAUGGUAGCACAUCGUUGACCCUCAGUGUACGCCUGAGGAGCCAGCUUCUGGAAUCACAGGGCUUUACAGCGGACACGGGAUGGGGCUGUAUGAUAAGAUCGGGUCAGAGUCUGCUCGCCAACGCAAUGGCUAUCUUGUCUCUGGGACGUGAUUGGCGCCGCAGUGACGAGCCCACAGAGGAAGUCCAGGUACUGUCACUUUUUGCGGACACCCCAGAGGCCCCAUUUUCCAUACAUAAUUUUGUCAAGUACGGGUCGGACUUCUGUGGCAAACACACUGGAGAGUGGUUUGGCCCAUCGGCCACUGCCAGGUGCAUACAAGGUCUCACGACGAAUUAUAAGCAAUCGAUGCUCCAAGUAUACGUCACAGACGAUAACUCAGAUGUCUAUCAGGAUAAAUUCAUGAGCGUGUCCAGGAACGACCAGGGCAUCGUUUGCCCGACGCUCAUACUCCUAGGACUAAGACUAGGCAUUGACCGUGUCACAAACGUCUACUGGGAUGGAUUAAAGACCAUGCUCCAGUUUCCACAGUCCGUGGGAAUAGCCGGUGGACGCCCAUCAGCCUCCCAUUAUUUUAUCGGCGUUCAGGGAUCGCAAUUCUUCUACCUUGACCCGCAUACCACACGCCCCGCGGUCCAGCACACUUCAACAGGGGACCCAUACACGAAAUAUGAUAUUGAUACCUAUCAUACCCGUCGACUGAGAAGACUCCACAUCAAAGACAUGGAUCCUAGUAUGCUGAUCGGAUUUCUGAUCAAAGACGAACAGGACUGGGAGGACUGGAAAGCCCGCAUUGAGUCGACCCAAGGAAAGCCCAUCAUCAACAUACACACCGCGAGUGACGAUUUUUCAUUUCAAGAACGAUCUGAAGCGCUUGAUGAAGUCGAAGCAUUCGACGAUGAUGAGUAG